Messenger RNA from Aspergillus affinis, 1821 nucleotides. It is a transcript of the gene trm5, whose product is annotated as tRNA (guanine) methyltransferase. Bases 1 to 1821 code for a protein of 606 amino acids. Gene Ontology annotation, cellular component: cytoplasm; RNA polymerase complex; mitochondrial matrix. Gene Ontology annotation, molecular function: nucleotide binding. Gene Ontology annotation, biological process: tRNA N1-guanine methylation; mitochondrial tRNA methylation; DNA-templated transcription initiation. The record is from RefSeq and is a predicted model, not a curated record. The transcript has 7 exons. Lineage: Eukaryota; Fungi; Ascomycota; Eurotiomycetes; Eurotiales; Aspergillaceae.
AUGGCCCAAACAAAAGGCACCGAGCCCUCGAACCCGUCGAACAGCGCUCUCCCCACCAUGUUUCGGCCGCCUGUGAACCGUGCAAUGCGGGCACUGGACCGAUCGUUUUUCAAGAAGACGCUACCGCUCUCGGCUGCUACGGUGUUCAAGAACUCGGAUAUCUCGAAGGUGCGCGGGACGCUGCACAAGAGCCAUGACUUGAUGGAGGCGCCGAGAUUGAACAUCAUUCGAGAGGUGAAAGUCGAUGACGCCGUGCGGAAGUGUCUGCUGCUGAAGGAUGGGGUAAAGCAUGAUGAUGCUGCGACUUGGUCGCCGACACUGAGUGAGCUUGUGGAGAAGGGGACGGUCGCUAUGAGAGGUUAUGAUUUGACCUUAGAGUAUGAUUAUUGGACGUAUGCGGAUAUCAUGGAUGCCAUUAUACCGGAAGAUUUGCUGGCGGAAUUCCCGCAAGGAUAUACACAAGUUGGUCAUGUGGCUCAUCUCAACCUACGUGAACAAUAUCUCCCCUACAAGAACAUCAUUGCGCAGGUUAUAAUGGACAAGAAUGUGAACAUCAAGACGGUGAUCAGAAAGACGGAAGACGUGGGCACGCACAGCCAAUUCCGCACUUUCCCAUUCGAGUUGCUGGCCGGUGAGGAUGACAUGAACGUGGUUCAGAGCGAGCAGGACUGUGUGUUCCACUUCGACUACUCGCGCGUGUACUGGAACAGUCGCUUGGAGACGGAACACCGUCGGCUGGUGCAGAAGUUCCGCCCUGGCGAAAUGGUCUGCGAUGUCAUGGCCGGCGUUGGCCCCUUCGCGGUCCCUGCCGGCAAAAAGAAGAUCUUCGUUUGGGCCAAUGAUCUCAACCCGCACGGAUAUGAAGUCAUGCAAGAUGCAGUCAAGAGGAACCGCGUGGAACCAUUCGUGACUCCGUUCAACCAGGACGGCAGAGACUUCAUCCGCUGGUCUGCUAAGGAGCUCGUGGAGCAAGGCCCCCAGCAGGUGUCUCUCCCACAUAAGCGUAGAGAACGGAGAGGUGCCAGAAAGGAGGAACAACCCGCUAUGCCUCCUCCGGAAGUCAUGACCCGUCCCACGGUCUUCGAUCACUACGUGAUGAAUCUACCCGCCAUUGCUCUGGAAUUCCUCGAUGCGUUCCCCGGGCUCUACGCCGGUAAGGAGUCACUCUUUGCGCCGCAUACCUCGCAGGCUCUUCCCAUGAUCCACGUCUACUGCUUCUCUGGUCAUUCAGAAGACGAGGCCGAUGACCACGCCGACAUCUGCAAGCGCAUUACCGAACGAAUCGGACACCCCGUCAAUUUAGAGGACCGAGUUGGAGGCAGUGGCAACCAGGAAUUGGAACUCUCCAUUCACAACGUGAGACUGGUCUUCACAAUGAGCGUCCAGUUACCCCCCGCCACGCAUCGCAAACGCACCUUGCCCCAGGGCGAGCUCGAGGCCGCCUCGACACUGAAACUCGGCGCGGACCAGAACACCCACACGCUGUCGCUGUCCGAAGCGCGUCUCGUCAUCAACAAGGUGCUGGAGAAUAAACGGAGAGGGGGCAAGAAAUACGAGGAGCCGGAAAACCUUACCAAAACCUUGGACUACUUGGAGGUCUUCGCUAGAUUCAAGGAUGAGGAGAACAUCAAGGCCGUUGAGCGACUGCUGAAUUCACACACGGAGUUGGAGAUGUUCGAACGGUCUCAGCUGGGGAGUCUGUGUUGCGACAAUGCCGAAGAAGCCAAGUCACUCAUUCCUAGUUUGCAGCAUAAAAUCUCCGAUGGAGAUCUGCAAGAACUUCUGGAUGAGUUGACCAAGCUGCGGAAUUUCACCGAGUAA